Messenger RNA from Telopea speciosissima, 3015 nucleotides. Its product is annotated as translocase of chloroplast 90, chloroplastic. NCBI's taxonomy places the organism in Eukaryota, Viridiplantae, Streptophyta, Magnoliopsida, Proteales, Proteaceae. Gene Ontology annotation, cellular component: chloroplast outer membrane. The transcript is spliced from 3 exons. Gene Ontology annotation, biological process: protein targeting to chloroplast. The coding region runs from base 201 to 2612 and encodes 803 amino acids. The record is from RefSeq and is a predicted model, not a curated record. Gene Ontology annotation, molecular function: GTP binding; GTPase activity.
UCACGAAACCCUAAAUCUAGAUUGAAAAACCGAAGCGUCUUGUCUUCUUUAUGUUGCUUAUGUGUCAUUUAAAUUCUCUCAUCUCAUGUUCUUCCGUCGGUUUUGCUCUGCAACGUUUUUGAAGGAGCAUUUGUUAGCUUUCCUGUAAUGCAGUUGUCCACCAUAAAUUCAGGGCCUAACUAAUUUUUACAAGUUCAUCCAUGAUAGGCGAUUCAUUCUUCAAAAUUCAAUCAAGGAUGAAGGGUAUGAAGGAUUGGACAUCCCAGUUAGUAGCCAAGUCAUUGCUCUUGUCAAGACCACCAUCAUUCAGUGGCAGUUUAGUUGUUGAGGAACAUUUGGAUGAAGAGUUUGAUGGUCGAGGUUCAACUUCUACUGCCAGUUUGUCGGCAACAUCAGUGUCAACAGAUGCUUCUCCUCGUCCUUCCAGUACUAACGAGGAAGCUGAGAUUCCUUCCCUGCAGCAACAUGGUGAGGUUGAGGAUUCUUGUCAAUCUCAUCAUAACACAGAUGGUAGAAAGUUGGAUCCAUUGGCUAAUAUUGAAGCACUCCAAAUCAAAUUCUUGCGCCUUUGCCGACGGUUUGCACUAUCAUCAGACAAUCUCAUGGUUGGACAGGUCUUGUAUCGGUUACAUGUAGCAACUUUGAUACGAGCAGGAGAGUCAGAUUUGAAAAGAGCUAGUCGUACGAGUGAUAGGGCUAGAUCAAUAGCAGCAGAGCAAGAGGCAACUGGCCAACCGGAUUUGGAAUUUUCUUUUAGGAUACUUGUGCUGGGGAAAACAGGGGUUGGCAAGAGUGCAACCAUAAAUUCCUUUUUUGAUCAAGAGAAGGCCAUUACCAAUGCAUUUCAACCUGCCACUGAUUGCAUCCAAGAAGUUUCAGGGAUUAUCAAUGGGAUGAAAGUAACCUUCAUUGAUACCCCAGGUUUCUUCCCUUCCUCUACAAGUAAUGUACGCAGGAACAGGAAGAUCAUGCUUUCUGUGAAGAGGUUUAUCAGAAAAUCCCCUCCAGAUAUUGUUUUAUAUUUUGAACGCCUAGACCUCAUCAACAUGGGUUACAGUGAUUUCCCCCUCUUGAAGCUUAUAACUGAUGUUUUUAGUCCUGCAAUCUGGUUCAAUACCAUCCUAGUGAUGACUCAUGCUUCUUCUGCUCUUCCUGAAGGACCUAAUGGGUAUCCAGUCAGCUAUGAUUCAUUUGUGGUUCAGUGCACGAAUUUGGUGCAACACUAUAUACACCAGGCAGUGUCUGAUUCAAGGCUUGAUAACCCUGCCCUAUUGGUGGAGAACCAUCCCCACUGUAAAACAAAUAUAUUAGGGGAGAAAGUUCUACCAAAUGGACAAAUUUGGAGGUCUCAGUUCUUGCUGUUAUGCAUAUGUACCAAAGUGCUUGGAGAUGCUAAUACCAUAUUGAAAUUUCAUAGUGACAUUGAAAUUGGACCAGUAGGUAGUACACGGCUGCCAUCUCUCCCCCACCUACUCUCAUCUCUUCUUCGGCCCCAUUCUGUAGCUAGUACAGUUGGCAUGGAUGAAGAAACGGAGGAGAUUCUAGACAUGGAGGAUAAAGAUGAAUAUGAUCAACUACCACCAAUCCGCAUCCUGACAAAAUCUCAGUUUGAGAGAUUAACCAAAACUCAGAAGGAUGACUAUCUUGAUGAGUUGUAUUAUCGGGAAACCCUUUAUCUGAAAAAGCAAUGGAAAGCUGAAAUCCGGAAACGGAGAGAAAGCAUGCUUCCCAAAGAUGAAACCUCUGUCAGUGAUGAUAAUUUUGAUCCCCAGGAGACAUCUUCAGAGGCUGUGCUGCUGCAAGAUAUGGCGAUCACUCCAAGUUUUGACUCUGAUUGCCCUGUGCAUAGAUACCGUUGCCUUGUGACCAGUGAGCAGUUGCUUGUGCGACCUGUUCUGGAUCCUAAUGGUUGGGAUCAUGACGUGGGUUUCGAUGGUAUUAACUUGGAGACUGCUGUUGGCAUAAGAAGGAAUAUCCAGGCCUCCGUUUUGGGACAGGUGAGCAAGGAUAAGCAGGAUUUCAAUAUUCAAACUGAGUGUGCUGUGGCGUACAAAGAUCCAAAGGGGCACACUGCUAAUGCGUGUCUAGAUAUUCAAACUUCCGGUAAAGAGCUAGUUUGUACAAUUCGUGGAGACACGAAGUUGAGGAACUUGAAGCACAACAUGACCGGUUGUGGGUUUUCUAUGACAUCUUUUAGGAACAAAUAUUAUCUUGGUGCCAAGCUAGAAGACAGUGUUUCAGUUGGCAACUGGGUGAAAUUUGUACUGAGUGCUGGCCGCAUGGGGGGUCUUGGUCAAGUGGCUUAUGGGGGAAGCUUCGAAGCAACUUUAAAAGGAGGAGACUACCCAGUCAGAAAUGACAAAGUAAGCCUUACGAUGUCAGUUCUCUCUUUUGACAAGGAGAUGGUCUUAGGGGGUAAUAUUCAGUCUGAUUUCCGCAUUGGUCGGAGUACAAAAAUGGCAGUUAAUGCAAAUUUGAACAGCCGGAAUAUGGGGCAGAUUUGUAUAAAAACAAGUAGCUCUGAGCAGGUUGGGAUACCUCUGAUUGCUGUUUUUUCGAUUGUCAGACACCUAUUACGGAGAAGGGCAACUGAUGAGUUAAGCAACAAUUAAAAGGUGAAUGCUGGAUAUGAGAUUGUUGUGCUUCCUCCAAAACUAGUUUUCCUGCUUUCAGGCAGUCCUUGUGGUGGCCGAUUUAUAUCAUUUAACAAAAGAGAUUGACUUGGGGAGAAGCAUCUUUGGGCGGUUUGGAUGAUGGUCACUCGAGAAAGUAAUUGGUCUUAGCCUUUUUUGGUUCGCCAGCCAUGCUCUAUGACCUUGAAAAUCAUUAGAACGCACUGAUCAAUUGAGUUUCAGGCUAGGCUAAAGGGUUAUGUUUCAUGGUAAUCCUGAAAUAAGUGGGUGGAAACAGGUAAUCAGAUUUGCUUUAUUAACCUUCUCCUCAAAGUAUUAUGGCUUUCAUGCUCAAAUCAAUACCAGAAAGGAGAAAGCUUUGAUCCUCAAAGUCUUUAUCUUC